This is a messenger RNA of Arachis ipaensis, 2818 nucleotides long. RefSeq names its product transcription factor TT2. Lineage: Eukaryota; Viridiplantae; Streptophyta; Magnoliopsida; Fabales; Fabaceae. The record is from RefSeq and is a predicted model, not a curated record.
UCCAUCACUAAUAACACAAAAUAUUAAUUGUGUAUGAUGAUCGGGCCGAGUUCGGGUGACCCGAACUAUGGCCCGAAGCCGACCCAAAAUAAUGACCGGAUCUAUUUUGAGACCCUUACACGGCCCUAGACCCGAUGAAAUCACACUAAGUUAGCCCUUAAAGUCUUCGGGCCGGGUUGGGUCAUGUACACCCCUAUUAGUCUAUACAUAGAUGCUAAUUAAAUAGUGAGGACCAUGUCUUGAAUGCUUUGCAAAUUGAAAUGAUAAAGAAGAGGGGACCAGAGUUUGUGAAUGGAGUAAUUAAUAGUAGCUUACAAGUAAUUUGAUGGAGGCAAACACUAGUGUCCUCAAAUUAAAUAAAGUAAUCACAGCAGAGAGAUUAGUAUAGUAAUUAAGUGCAUCAAAGCUUCUAAGAUGGGGAGAAGCCCUUGUUGCUCAAAAGAUGAGGACUUGAAAAGAGGUGCUUGGACUGCUGAAGAAGACAAAAUCCUCAUAGACUACAUUAGGGUCCAUGGCCAUGGAAGAUGGAGAAACCUCCCCCAAAAAGCAGGUUUAAAAAGAUGUGGCAAAAGUUGUAGACUGCGAUGGUUGAACUAUCUAGGACCAGACAUCAAAAGAGGCAAUAUAUCCUCUGAUGAAGAAGAACUCAUCAUCAGACUUCACAACCUCCUGGGAAAUAGGUGGUCUCUAAUAGCUGGGAGGCUUCCGGGGAGAACAGACAAUGAGAUCAAGAACUAUUGGAACACCAACUUGAGUAAGAGGAUGAAAGAUAACAAGGAUCACAACAAAGAAACAACCACCUCUUCUUCGAAUCCAAAACACCCUCAAACAGAACCAACCCCUUUUAAGAUUGACUUACCUGUAAUCCGAACAAAGGCUACAAAGUGCUCAAAGCCAUUACUUAUAAAUAACAAUGCACAACAAUCAACACCAAUACCUUUGCUUCUGGAUGCUUCUGCUGCUGCUGCUGGUUCUGAAGCCAACAACAAUAAGAAUAUCGUUUCAUCAAUAGCAAGUAACCACAAAGAACUACUCUCAAAGAACUACAAUAGUAAUGAUGAGUUUUUGCCCUUCUUCAGUGAAGAUGAUGACAAAGAAAUACUCUCAAUGACAGAUUUGCUAAUAGACGAUUAUUGUAAUCUUACCGAUGCUGAUGGCGGCUUAAAUGAUCUUCUCAUCAACUCUGAUGUCUCUGAUCUCUGUUAUGAGGUAUUAUUAUCGCCUUAUUCGGACCAACCCACCACCAUCUUCUCCGAUGACAUCCUCAAUCAAUGGACACAUAGCUAUUUCGAUGAUGCUGAUGAUCACAUUAAUCAUGAUGAUGACUCAAUCGUCGACCGUCAUUGUCACCAGUCAAAUGACAAGGAGAUAGAAUAACGGCAAUGCCUCCGCGAAGAAUUGUUAUUCACACUCCCAUGUUUUUAGCAAGAAAAAUUAGGUGAUAUAUUUACUACCCUUUCUCUCUUUUAAACCCUUCUCUCACUAUUUGUAAACAUUGUUUUUCUUUGAAUGUACUUCCAAAAAAUAUUUAGGUUUCAUUCACAAGUAUCAUGUUAUAUAUAUAUUUGGUAGGAUGAGAUAAUUAGGGAAUCUGCAAUUUGAAUGAAAAUGGUACAACAUAUAUCACAUGGUUGGGAUAGCAACAUAUCACCAAGCAUUAGAUACCAUAACAUGAAAGAUCAAGCUGUUGCUGCAGAUACAACUAAGAAUUUCUCCUGUACCUAGUACCUACAUUUAUACCACUAACUUAAGCUUAAGUUUAAAAUUGUUUUAAAAUAUUUAACACCCGUAACCUGCUCAAAUCUGAUUUGCAGAUUUUCUCCCUCAACUUUGUUCUAAAUAUUCAAUUUUGAACUCUAAAGUUUGCUAAAUGUGUGUUAGUUUUCAUGCAAACUACUUUCUAUAUAAAUUAAAGAAACUUGAUGUAGAUCAGAAAAAGCAUGAUCAUGAUUUGCAGCCAGAACAAUUGGGAAAAAUAGUUACUCCUCCAAAUACAUGCAUAAUACCUUAUUAAAUGAGCACAUAGAAACUCAAGGACAUUGAUCAAACAGUUGGAGUGCAUGUUCAAUCAAAGGCUAGCAGAUUGAGUAGGUGGAACAACAUAAUCAACCACCACCACACUCUCUAUGUGAUCCCUAACCUUAUCCUUCUCAGCAUUCACCACAUCCUCAUUUGAAACCACCGCCUCCAGUUCCUCCACCCCCGGAAAAACCCCCAGGGACGCAAUCGAGUAACCCUUCGCCCUCGCCGGCGAGAAAUUCUCACCGACACUCAGCUGACUGAUCUGCUUGAAUCUCUCCGUCAUCCCUCCGAUAACCCCCAAGAUCUCGUCCUUGGAGUGAUCGCCGGCGUUCUCCUUAAGCUUCAGGAAGCUCACGCGGAUGGCCGAUCCCGGCGGGGUGAGUAGGUGGUCGGCGGGGAGGGCAGGGGAGACCCAAUCGACGGCCAUGAUGUCAUCGAUAAUGGGAAGGACAUUUCCCUUGACGACACUGACGUGGCUAGGGUGGGCGGAGUAGGCGUCGAGGUCCUGCUUUGUGGCGUAGCGGCUGUGGAGCAUGUGAGUGAAGGUUAGGGUGGAGGAGCGGCUGCGGAGGACGGGGCCCACCGUGAGAUGGAGUACCUGGUCGAGGGAGAGGAGGGAGCUGAGACCGUUGACCAUCGCAGAGACCUUGGAAGGCUUAGUGUCAUCUUUGACCUUGAAGAGCACGAUGUGCUCCACCACUGACUGGGUUGGUGUUGAUGAUGACGUCAUCUUGAUUGAGGGUCUAGAUGCUGAUGCAGAUGAGUAGGAGUGGGGUUUUAGAUGCUGACGGAGAAG